AUGCAGUUCUUGGCAGAAGAAGUGGAAGGUGUAGUUGCAGCACAAAGAGUUAAAGGCAUUACCACAGGCAUUACACGUUGCAUUUUAGAUGGUGGUAGCCAAGCAAGUUUUGUUCACACAAACCUCAUUGCAAAACUGAAGCUUAAAGUUGUCAGUUCUGCCUCACUUUCAGUUCAAGCAUUUGAAUCUUUUACUUCACAAGAACAACGUAGAUGUGUUCAACUGUCACUUUCAAGUUUGUGGAGCAACCAAUCAUUUUUGAUCUCCGCAUUUGAAAGCUCCAAUUCCUAUACUACACAUCCUACUGCUCCACCAGAAAUAGUUCACUUUGCUCAGAAGAAAAGAUUGAGAAUUGCUGAUCCUCCGGAUGACUCUUCACUGCCCAUAGAAAUACUUAUUGGUGGUGAUCAUUAUUGGCAAAUUGUUUCCACAGAAGCUCCAAUCAAGCUUUCAGAAUCUUUUGUUAUGGUACCGUCAGUGUUUGGAUGGGUUCUUAGUGGAACAAGAACACAUACUACAAUCGCUGAGAAGACUUCUGUCCAUCAAGUUUGUGUGCAAGUUAAAACUGAUUGUUUAAAUGAUCAGGGAUACAAGAUGCGCAGAAAAGAAAAGAAGAAACGAAAAAUGACUACUCGAGAUGAUGAAGAAAUUUUAUCAGAAUUUCACAAAACUUACAACACUGAAGACAAUCGAAGAAUUGUGUCUCUGCCUAGAAAACCAUUGGUCACACCUUUGCCUACAAACAAAAUUAUAGCGGAAAACAGAUUUCAUUCUCUUCAAAAAAGACUUGCAUCUAGUGAUGUGUUAAAGACACAAUAUGACAAAUGCAUGCUGAAUUACAUUGAACAAAAGCAUGUUGAAGUUUGUUCCAUAGAUGAAUCCAAUGAGAAGCCAGUAUAUUACCUUCCUCAUCAUGCUGUAAGAAAGAAAACACAAUCUGAAACCAAGUGGAGAAUUGUGUUUGAUGCUUCCUCGCAUGCUCCAGGAAUGAUUUCACUGAACGAUACCUUGGAAGCUGGCCCGAAUCUUCUUCCUGAAUCUAUUGGUUGUCUACUAAGAUUUCGAUUGCAUGAAUUCGCUGUUACAUGUGAUGGUAAGCAAGCUUUUUUACAGUUGUCACUACAUAAAGAAGAUAGGGACGUCACAAAAUUUUUCUGGUACAAAUUAAAAUCUGAUUCAUCUCAACCUACUACUUUUACAGAUGAAAUAACUGUUUACAGAUUUACUCGUUUACCAUUUGGCCUUACUUGCAGUCCGUUUUUACUCUGUGCUGCGACACGAGAAUUGGCUGCAAAACAUAUCGCAGAAUUUCCAAUUGCUGCACCAAUGAUAGAUAAACAUCUCUAUAUGGAUGACUUUCUUGCUAGUAUGGAAACUGAAUCACGCAUUAUAAUGCUAUAUCACGAGAUCAAGAAUUUAAUGGCUCUAAUAAAAUUGCCUAUGGAAAAAUGGGCUACAAACUCUUUGAAACUCAAAGAUGUACUACAAACACAUGAAGAAUCUCACAAAACGGAAACAACUGUCUUAGAUACAUGGAUUCUUGGAAUCAAGUGGGAUGAAUUACUACCUGCUAAUUUAUCAACUUUAUGGUAUGCAGCUGUGAAAGAACUUGAUGACAUUUGCUCCCUUCAAAUUCCUCGAUGCAUAGGGAUUUCAUCACAUGUUCCUUUUGCUAUUCAUGUGUUUUGUGACGCAUCUGAACGUGCCUAUGGUUCAGUUCUGUACAUUGUUACCUUUAAAGGUGACCAAUCGAAUGUGAAUUUAGUGUGUAGUCGCAACAAACUAGCUCCUAUAAAGAAAGUUACCUUACCUCGUUUGGAGCUCUUGGCCGCCCUGAUGGGAGCACGAUUGUUGCAAUAUUUCUGUGCUGAAACAAACAUCUGUUCGUCAAAUGCAACAUUGUGGAGUGAUUCUCAAGUUGUCUUAGGGUGGAUACGCAGUGACCCCAACAAAUGGAAAACUUUUGUUAGCAACAGAGUAACAGAAAUUAUUUCCUAUACCAAUCCUUCACAAUGGAGACAUUGCCCUGGCAAAGACAAUCCAGCUGACAAACUUUCUCGAGGUGUUUCACCAUCAACACUAAAAAACCUGGAAAUUUGGUGGAACGGCCCUCCAUGGUUAGUCAAAUCUCUAGAAUAUUGGCCUCAUUCUGAUACUAUUUCUAAAGAUUACAGUCAUAACUUCGAGGCAAAGAAAGAAAAAGUUCAGACCCUUCACAUCGUAUCUACUCAACCAAUCAUAAAGGCUGGAAACUACAGUUCUUACGUUCGAUUGUUACGUGUAACAUCUUGGAUUCUUCGCUUUAUUCACAACUGUAGGAAACAAAAAAAGUUAGUGGGUGAGUUACAUGCCACAGAACUGAAUCAAGCUCGUAUUUAUUGGAUACAGACCGUUCAGAAAAAGAAUCCUUUCCUUCAGAAUAUGAAGCUCUGUUGA
Molecule: messenger RNA, 2436 nt
Organism: Stegodyphus dumicola
Lineage: Eukaryota; Metazoa; Arthropoda; Arachnida; Araneae; Eresidae
Source: RefSeq, a predicted model, not a curated record